UUUUCUAAAGGCUGUCAAUGAAGAGUGGAGAAAUGGCUAAAUUGACCCAGUUAAUUGACAAUGACACCUUUCGGGCUUAUGCUACAUAUGCAACUAUUGUUCUUCUAAAAAUGAUGUUAAUGAGUCUUGUAACAGCGUACUUCAGAAUCACAAGAAAGGCAUUUGUCAACCCAGAAGACGUAGCAUCAUUUGGAAAAGGUGAGACUGCUAAAAAAUAUCUGCGGACUGAUCAAGAUGUCGAACGUGUACGCAGGGGCCACCUGAACGACCUUGAAAAUAUUGUCCCAUUUCUCGGUAUUGGACUGCUGUAUGCUCUUAGCGGCCCUGACCUGUCCACAGCCUUGCUUCAUUUCAGGAUCUUCACUGGGGCAAGGAUCAUUCACACUUUUGCAUACUUGAUCCCUCUUCCCCAGCCUGGCAGAGGUUUGUCUUGGGCAGUUGGGUAUGCAGUGACUAUAUCCAUGGCAUACAAAGUGCUGAAGACAGCUUUGUACCUGUAGCGGAGUCGUAGCUUCUGUGUACCAUUCCACAUUCCACUCAAAGUUUCCAGCAGUGUAUGUUGAUAUCUUGAAUGAG
Messenger RNA from Chaetura pelagica (chimney swift), 576 nucleotides. RefSeq names its product microsomal glutathione S-transferase 1 (gene MGST1). Gene Ontology annotation, molecular function: glutathione transferase activity. The transcript is spliced from 3 exons. Gene Ontology annotation, cellular component: mitochondrion; membrane. Bases 18 to 500 code for a protein of 160 amino acids. The record is from RefSeq and is a predicted model, not a curated record. Lineage: Eukaryota; Metazoa; Chordata; Aves; Apodiformes; Apodidae.